CCCAAUUCCAAACCUAAUUUUCGAAAAUCACUCAUCUCUCUCACCUUUCACUGUCGUCUCGUCGCUCACCCGCCCACCGGCUGCUCUUUAUCUUUCCAGUCACUGGCAUCCGACGCUCGCCCGUUGUCCAUCGGCUUCUGACGUCAUUAAUUUAUGUAACCUCUAGCUCUCUUGACUCUCUCUGUCCUUAAUCGCGAGCACUCUUAUUCUGUUUUUGGGUUGUGGCUUUGCCUGUGAGGAUGCAAUGCUUUUGUGGAAUCUAAUUGCAUCAGAUAUGUUUUCAAUUGCGUUUUUGGUUUCUAGAUAUGAUAGUGAUAGUCAAAUGGCAGAUAAUCCUCAAGUAGAUGGUGGGUCGUCUGAGGUGAUCUCGGAAAAUGCACCUCAGCAGAAGGGAGAAACUCUUGAAGAGAUGCUUUCUAGACACAGAAAAGAAAAUAUCGACCUACAGAACAAGGAAAUGUCGAUGAAGAAGGCGGCAGCCAAAGGAAGCAAAGCCGAACAAAAGGCCAAAAAGAAACUAGUCGACGAUGAGAUACACCAUCUCUCCACAAAGCUCAAACAAAGGCAAGCGGACGAGCUCGCCUCCUUAGGCUACAGCAGCAGCACCAGUGAAAGCCAGAAAGGAAAAAAUCUCGAUAGUCUCGUAAAGGCCAUUGCUGGUGUCUCGAUCACAAACCAGGCCGAACAAUCUAAGCCCAGCAAGAGCCUCAAACGUCGCGAAAAACGGGCCCAAAAGGAGGCGGCCCGUGAACAGAGAAUACAAGACGAGCAGAGCCAGAUUGUGAGUGACAGGUCAAUCGAGGACGAAAAGCUGGCUAAAAAACUCGGCCCACUUGGGUUCACAAUCAAUGAUAUAAAGCCCGAUGGGCACUGCCUUUAUCGGGCUGUGGAGGAUCAAUUGGGCCUUCAGUCCGGUGGCCCAUCUCCCUAUACCUACCAUGAGCUUCGUCAGAUGGUGGCUGCAUACAUGAGGGAGCACAAGUUGGAUUUUCUGCCUUUUUUUCUUUCGGAAAAUGCAGAAGAUGAUGAAAGUGAGGAGUCUAUGGAAGAGAGGUUUGAGAAUUAUUGCAAGGAAAUCGAGUCGACUGCUGCGUGGGGCGGGCAGUUGGAAAUUGGGGCUUUGACACAUUGUUUGAAGAAACAUAUAGUGAUAUUUUCUGGGUCAUUUCCGGAUGUGGAGAUGGGGAAGGAGUAUAAAUGCGGCUCGCCUAGUUCGAGUAUUAUGUUGUCUUAUCAUCGGCAUGCGUUUGGGCUAGGCGAGCAUUAUAAUUCUGUUGUCCCCAUUUCUUAAUGGUAGGUUUUGAUAGAGAAGUUUAUGAGAGAAUCUUGGAUUGACAUCUAUAUAUGUGUGUGUGUGUGUGCGCGCGCGCGUUUGUUAUACAUUAGUAAAAUUGAACCGUGGAUGGUGAGUUGAAGUCGAAGUUGGUUUUCUUAUGUUGAUCUUCAUGUUGGGGAUGCUAAGUAGUGGAUUUGCAGAAGUUUUGAGAAGCGAUGCAUUUGUGUUUUUAAUUGCCGUGAGAAUUUUGGUAUUAAUUGGUUUUCUUGAUGUUGACUGUUUGCUGAAAACUAUAGAACCCUUUGCUCAAGUACCGAGAAGAUGAAUAAAGAAACAUGUAGUUCAAUGUACGAUGCAUUAUUGGCAUUUUAGGGGUGUAGUUGAAGCCAAACUGUCGGAUUCUUUCGUGUUGUGCUUGUUAGAAAAGUAGCUGUUUUGACAUGUAUAACGCAG
This is a messenger RNA of Striga asiatica, 1729 nucleotides long. The record is from the annotation of a GenBank genome assembly. NCBI's taxonomy places the organism in Eukaryota, Viridiplantae, Streptophyta, Magnoliopsida, Lamiales, Orobanchaceae.